CUUCGAUUGAAGGUCAUUUAGGAGUAUAAAGUAAAAAUGAGUUGAUUUGCCAGUUGCUCAAGAAUGAUGAUGUCUUUGCAAGUGACGUUAGGUGUCCUCUUUGUUGUGUUUGUUUAUUCCUUUGCAAUGGAAUCAUCAACACAGGAAACAAUUGUUAUGUUCGGAUCCGUUCAAAAAGGCAAAGUUGACAAGAAACUAAAAAUUGGAGACAUCCAUGAAAAAUAUGAAACAUCUGAUAGCAAUAGAGAUUCUGUAUCACGAUUUAAACCAAAACCUGAAACCAAAUACUUUUAUGAAUUUUCUGCAAUCAAAAAGAAAGAUUUUAAAAAAGUUGUACCACACAUAGCUGGUCCAAUGUUGCACCCACUUGGAUUACAUGUACGAGAAUUAAACUUGCCAUUUUUAUACUGAACAUCAAAUAAAAUUGCAUGUAAAAUAUA
Messenger RNA from Parasteatoda tepidariorum (common house spider), 440 nucleotides. RefSeq lists its product as uncharacterized. The record is from RefSeq and is a predicted model, not a curated record. Lineage: Eukaryota; Metazoa; Arthropoda; Arachnida; Araneae; Theridiidae.